Molecule: messenger RNA, 180 nt
Organism: Coprinopsis cinerea okayama7#130
Lineage: Eukaryota; Fungi; Basidiomycota; Agaricomycetes; Agaricales; Psathyrellaceae
Exons: 2
Coding region: 1-180 (59 amino acids)
Source: RefSeq, a predicted model, not a curated record
AUGAGCGAGAAGGAGGCUGAGCAGGCCGAGGCAGGGGAGACGAAGAAACGCGGUAUCGAAGAAGUUCAAAAAUCUGAUUCGAAAUCUGUGGAUGAGUCGCGGCCUCCGACUCCUGCUGGGAACGCGUCGACGGCGAGUGCGAGUGCGAAGAGUACGAAGAAGAAGAAGACUGGGAAGUAG